UGGAGCGUUUGAUGAUCCCGUACCAGCGCAACACAGCGACUGUCACCUACACACUCUACCAAUGAAAAUUGGACAACGCAUCAACACGCUCCUUCAUGUAACUGAAACUGAUAACAGAAAACGAAGUAAACGGUUUCCUGGUUUGUUGAGCAGUUAAAAACAGAAAAAGGGUUUUAGGACUUUUUGAUCUUCUUUUACUAUAAACCCUAAUCCCAUUUGCAGUUUUUUUUUUAAUUUUUUUUAUCGAAGCUCCAUUUAUUGGUUUCCAGUUUCCACUCGGUCCAUUUUGUUUUCCACGAUGGAAGAAGAUCGAGAAGAUCACAUUUUUGCUAACUGCUAUCUUGUGAACAAAAGGCUGACAUGGAUGGAAAAGAGGGAGAAGCAGCUUUCACUAUCAAAUCGCAACCUCCAACAAGUAACGCCGUCAACUCCUCCUCCUCCGCAACUAGACCGAAUCAGUGAAUUACCUAAUGAAAUCCUUUACCACAUUCUGUCCUUGAUGCCCAUGCAAAUGGCUAUCCAAACCAGCGUCUUAUCAACGAGGUGGCGCCAUCUCUGGAAAUACACGCGCGUUGUUGAUUUCCACACUUUACCUUUCUCUUUUUGGGAGAUUGUUGACUACGCUCCCAUUAGCCGCUCCUUGGACCUCAUUGAAUCUCCAGCUAUCGAAUCAUUUACCGUCGUUGGCCACGUUGGCCUCUUUUCUCUGCCCCAUUUAAGCAAAUGGGUCGAUUUUGCACUCUCCAAAAACGUCCAUAUUUUGAGGAUAGGUCUCAUGUCUGCUUUUCCUACGACGAGAUUCUUUAAGUUGCCAAAUUCAUUUUUUACCAAGCACGGUCAAACUCAAAUGCUGGAGGUUCUUUUUUUAAGCUAUAUUGACUACACACCACCUCCUGGGGUGACUUUUUCUGGUUCUGGGUUUGCUUCCCUUCACACACUUGUUCUUGCAAAAUGUUAUCUUGAUGACAGGACCGUGGAGUUGUUUCUUCUUGAAUGCUUGGUUCUUGAAGUUUUGGUCCUUGAUAGGUGUGUGGGGCUAGCUAAUGUCAACAUUAGGGGUCGAAAUCUUAAGCUGCAACAUCUUGCUUUCAAGUGGUAUGACUGUAAUGAUGGGGAGUUUAGGUUAUUAGACGUUGAUGCUCCAGGUCUGUUAACCUUGAUUUACUCGGGUGACUUAACCAAAAUUCGUUUGAAGAACUGUCAGGAAUUAGGGAAAACAAUCCUGCUAGGGAAGGAAGAACUAAUUAAUGAGGCAAACAUUGACCACAUUAGAGAAUUGAUCAAUCAAGUCACUCAAGUGAAGACUUUGGGUUUGAAUACUCAGUUUCUUGAGGUACCCUUUUUUUGUCUUUCCAUAUAUACCCGGCCCUUUUUCCUGAUCCUGAAUUUAAUUUCCAUGUUUCAUCUUCUUUACCAUUUUUGUUUGUUGGAUAUUUGUUUCUGA
Molecule: messenger RNA, 1444 nt
Organism: Durio zibethinus
Lineage: Eukaryota; Viridiplantae; Streptophyta; Magnoliopsida; Malvales; Malvaceae
Source: RefSeq, a predicted model, not a curated record